Molecule: messenger RNA, 3908 nt
Organism: Telopea speciosissima
Lineage: Eukaryota; Viridiplantae; Streptophyta; Magnoliopsida; Proteales; Proteaceae
Product: RNA polymerase II C-terminal domain phosphatase-like 1
Exons: 17
Coding region: 559-3384 (941 amino acids)
Molecular function (GO): RNA polymerase II CTD heptapeptide repeat phosphatase activity
Source: RefSeq, a predicted model, not a curated record
AUUUUUGGGUGGAGAAUUUUUAUUUCCUUUGGACCCUUUUCCCUGUUAUGGUGGUGUACUUUGGAAUGGUUUGGACUUACUAGGGUUUUCAUUUUUUCUUUCCGCUUCUCAUCGAACCCUAAAAUCAGAGACUGGUUCGAACAUUAAUUUCCGGCCGAUUGAUCGAUCUGUAUCGCUGCUGAUCGUCUUCUCAGACCUAAAAUCUCAGGAACAGAAGACACAAAACAAAGAAAAACAGAAUUUUUUUGGGUGUAAUCGAUAAAACUUGGUGAGAUCGGCUCUUAGAUCAGCGGAAAAAUGCAUGAAAACCGAAAUUCACCUCAGAUGAAAUCAAAGCAAAUCUAAAGCAUCCUUGACGUUCCCCAUAUUUUUUUUUUCCGAUGGGCAACAAAACCCUAUCUGGACUCCUGAAAGAAUCUGUAUUUCUCCUCUAAUGAUGAAACCAGGACUUCAUUUUUUACUGGACAACCGUUGAAAGGGAAAUCUCAGCAUCGAUUUGUUUAAUCCAAGCAGGACUUUUGAUUUUGGAGCAGUUAUUCUUUCUGGGUCUGCCUUAAAAUGUUCAAAUCGGUGGUUUAUCAGGGCAAUUCUCUACUCGGAGAAGCAGAGAUUUACCCUCAGAACCAGAAAAUCGACAUGAUGAACAAGGAAAUCAGAAUCGCUCACUUCUCACAGCCGAGUGAGAGGUGUCCACCACUCGCAGUUCUUCACACUAUCGCCCCCUGUGGCAUUUGCCUCAAAAUGGAGUCGAAGGCGCUGUCGGGAGAUUCGCCGUUGUUGUCUUUGCACACCUCUUGUUUCAGAGAGAACAAGACUGCAGUUAUGCCUCUUGGGGAAGAGGAGCUCCAUUUGGUGGCCAUGUCUUCAAAGAAUAAAGAUGAACAGUAUUCAUGUUUUUGGGGUUUCAAGGUUGCACCUGGACUUUAUAAUUCUUGCCUCGUCAUGCUGAACCUUAGAUGUUUGGGCAUUGUAUUUGAUCUCGAUGAGACACUAAUAGUUGCAAAUACAAUGCGCUCAUUUGAGGACCGUAUUGAUGCCUUACAGCGGAAAAUAAACACAGAGGUGGACCCACAACGCAUUUCUGGUAUGUUAGCAGAGGUCAAGCGGUAUCAAGAUGACAAGAUAAUUUUGAAGCAGUAUGCUGAAAAUGAUCAGGUUAUUGAUAAUGGGAAGGUAAUUAAAGUUCAAUCCGAGGUUGUUCCAGCUUUGUCCGACAACCAUCCGUCAAUUGUUCGGCCACUUAUAAGGCUGCAGGAUAAGAAUAUUAUUCUGACUCGCAUCAAUCCAGUGAUUCGUGAUACAAGUGUACUUGUAAGGCUGAGACCUGCAUGGGAGGAUCUCCGAAGCUACUUAACUGCAAGAGGUCGCAAACGUUUUGAGGUUUAUGUCUGCACAAUGGCUGAAAGAGAUUAUGCCCUAGAAAUGUGGAGGCUUCUUGAUCCAGAAUCAAAUUUAAUAAACUCGAUAGAACUGUUGAAUCGCAUAGUCUGUGUCAAGUCUGGUUUAAGGAAGUCUCUGCUCAAUGUGUUUCAAGAUGGAAUCUGCCAUCCUAGAAUGGCAUUGGUGAUUGAUGAUCGCUUGAAAGUGUGGAAUGAGAAAGAUCAACCUCGGGUGCACGUUGUUCCUGCAUUUGCUCCAUACUAUGCUCCUCAAGCUGAAGCAAACAAUGCAGUUCCAGUCCUAUGUGUUGCAAGAAAUGUUGCUUGUAAUGUUAGAGGUGGUUUUUUCAAAGAGUUUGAUGAGGGUCUUCUACAAAAGAUUCUUGAUGUUCGCUAUGAAGAUGACAUGACAGAUAUUCCUUCUGCUCCUGAUGUGAGCAACUAUUUGAUCUCAGAGGAUGAUGCUUCUGCUUCAAAUGGAAACAAAGAUCCCCUUUGUUUUGAGGGAAUGUCCGAUGUUGAAGUUGAAAGAAGACUAAAGGAUGCAAUUCAAGCAUCUUCCCUGGACCCAAGGCUUGCCCCUUCCCAACAUGCAGUGACGUCUUCAUCUGUUUCAAUUUCACAGCCAAUUUCUCAAGGACCAAUUUCUUUAACUAAUAAGCAGUUUGCUCAAGCAGCCUCAUUGGUUCAUGUGGGCCUUUCAGAAUCUACAUUGCAAAGUUCUCCUGCUAGAGAAGAAGGCGAGGUCCCAGAAUCAGAAUUAGAUCCUGAUACAAGGAGGAGACUUCUUAUAUUGCAGCAUGGGCAAGACACAAGAGACCAUACCUCAAGUGAACCGGCAUUUCCAAUAAGACCUUCUCUACAAGUUUCAGUCCCACCUGUCCAAUCACGUGGAAGCUGGUUUCCAUUGGAAGAAGAGAUGAGCCCUAGACAACUGAACCGAGCAGUACCCAAGGAAUUUUCUUUAGAAUCAGAAGCAAUGCAUUUUGAUAAGCGGAGAUCUCAUCAUCCUUCUUUCAUACAUGGAGUGGAGGGUUCUAUUUCUUCUGAUAGAACUCUUAAUGAAAACCAAAGAUUGCCUAAAGAGGGACAUAAUGGAGAUGAAAAGUUGAGGUUAAACCGAUCAGUAUCAAGUUUUCAAUCAUUAUUAGGUGAAGAGGUGCCUUUGGGUAGAUCUCCUUCUGCCAAGAGGGAUCUUCAUUUUGAUUCUGGACGUGGUACACCACCAUAUUCAGAAAGUCCUGCAGUGGCCCUACAAGAAAUUGCAACAAAAUGUGGAAGCAAGGUGGAGUUCAGACCUGCUUUGGUUGCUAGCACAGAACUGCAAUUCUCCAUUGAGGUCUGGUUUACUGGGGAAAAAAUUGGUGAAGGAAUUGGUAAGACAAGGAAGGAGGCUCAGCAGCAGGCUGCCGAGAGCUCUCUUAGGAAUUUGGCCAAUAAAUAUCUCUCACAUGUCAAGCCUGACCCUAGCUUGGUACAUGGGGAUUUGAACAAGCUUCCGCAUACAAAUGAGAAUGGCUUUGUAGAUGAUACAAAUUCUUCUGGGUAUCUGCCAUUCUCCAAGGAAGAAUCUAUUGCAUUUUCAACUACAUCAGAGCCAUCCAGGAUUCUAGACCCAAGGACAGACGGAUCUAAAAAAUCUAUGGGAUCUGUUGCUGCCCUUAAAGAAUUAUGUGUGAUGGAGGGGUUUAAUCUAGUUUUUCAACCUCAGCCUCCACUUUCAAUAAGUUCAAUGCAGAAAGGCGAAGCAUAUGCUCAGGUCGAAAUUGGAGGCCAAGUCUUUGGGAAGGGAAUUGGGUCAACAUGGGAUGAAGCUAAACUGCAGGCUGCUGAAGAGGCCCUUACGAGUCUGAAAUCAAUGCUUGGUCAGUAUACUCAGAAACGUCCAGGCUCUCCAAGAUCAUCACAAUCAACCCCAAGUAAACGAUUGAAGCCAGAGUUAUCACGAGUAUUGCAGCGGAUACCUUCUGCAAGAUAUGCGAAGAACACCCCUCCUGUUCCUUGACAACAAGCGCACCAUCUUUUUUUUGUUAGCAAUACAUUGCAGAAAGCUCAGGACGGUCAAGAUCGAUUUCCAGAGCUGUUAUCAACUACCAACCUGCAAUUACUUUUGAGACAUGGUUCCAAGUACUGAUUGGAAUGGUGCUGAUUUUGUUCGCCUUGUCAAGUCUUUGCAAAGCAACGGGAUGGAGACGUGGAGUUUCAAAUCGGACAUUUCUGUGUUUACUGCAGUUCUGAGUUGUACAUUUUUUUUCUCAGGAUCUUGGCAUCAAUUGUUUUUGUGGGGUUGGGUGGAGAUGGUAUUUUAACAGUUGAGAUGUUAGCUUUUCUCCUCAGGCUCAGGAAGUGCUGGCCGCUCAGUGUAAAAUAUGAUUGAGUUGCAGAUCCCCAAUCCUUUUUUGUGCAGGUCUUGACAUAUAUCUCAAAUGCCAUGGGGUCAGUCUGGCAGAGAGCUGACUUGGGUUAAGAUUUUCAAUUUUACUGAAUAUGAUGUGUAUUUCAUGAAAGAAAGGAUGGAAUGCCAUUUGA